AUGGUCUGCCCCCGUACGGCUUCUGCUGCGCUGCUCGUCUCCUGCGCCGCAGCAGCAGCAGCUCCGCUGCUGCUCAGGGGCCCCCCCUCAGGGGCCCCCAGGGCCCGCAGAGAUCCUGCAGAGGCCCAGGCAGAAGCAGCAGCAGCAGCAGCAGUGCUAGCAGCAGAAGCUUACAUUCAAGAGCUGCUGGAGCUCAGUGGCCUCACCACGCUGCAGCAGGGGCAGCAGGCAGCAGCAGCGAGAGAACCCGGGUCCGGCGUCCCUGCGGAGCAGCAGCAGCAGCAGCAGCAGAAAUGGCCGGAGCACUCGAUGCUGCUGCAGCACACGGAUGAGCAGCAGCAGCAAGAGGAGCAGCGACGGCAGCAGCAGCGCAGGCAGCAACGCAGGCAGCAGCAGCUGCUGCUGCAGCUGGCAGAGGAGGAAGAACACAAUGGAGAGGUCCAGCUGAGAGACCACGAGGUGCAGCAGCAGCUGCAGCAGCAGCAGCAGCAGGAAGAGGAGCAGGAGCUGCAGCAGGGGGAAGAGGAGCUGCAGCAGGAGAAAGAGGAGCAGGAGCAGCAGGAGGAAGAGGAGCUGCAGCAGGAGGAAGAGGAGCUGCAGCAGGAGGAAGAGGAGCUGCAGCAGCAGCAGGAAGAGGAGCUGCAGCAGGAGGAAGAGGAGCUGCAGCAGCAGGAAGAGGAGCUGCAGCAGCGGGAUGAGGAGCAGCAGCAGCAGGGUGAGGGGCAGCAGCAGCAGGAGCAGCAGCAGCAGGGUGAGGAGCAGCAGCAGGAGCAGCGACUGCCAGAAGAGCAGCAGGAGCAGCAGCAGGAGGAAAGGGAGCAGCAGAACCAGCAGCAGCAGCAGCAGCUGCAGAAGCAGCUGCAGCAAGAGCGGAAGGAAGACAAGCAAGAGCAACAGCAGCAGCAGCAGCCGCAGCAGGCCGGCGAAGUGCACAGUGGCAGCGGGGCAGCAGCAGCAGGGGAAACAGAGUCGGAGGCAGAUAAGGAGGCAGCAGCAGCAGCAGCAGCAGCAGCAGAAGCAGAGCAGGAGCAAGAAAGAAGACCCACAGUUAGGGGACUUUUUAGAAAGUUGAAGCAGGGUUUCAGGUCUGGUGUGGAGAUGAUGAAGCAGAAGGUCCAGGUUUUGACUGCAGCCGCCGAGUGGGGAGAGCUGCUGCAACGGGGACUCAAUGAGGUAGCAACGGCAACAGCAGCAGCAGUUGCUUCAGCAGCAGCAGCAGUUGCUGCAGCAGCAGCAGCAGUCGCCGCAGCAGCAGCAGCAGUGCUGCAGCAGCAGUGCGGCAGCAGCAGCAGCAGUGCUGCAGCAGCAGCAGCAGUUGCUGAAGCGGCGGCAGCAGGAGCAGCAGUAGCAGCAGCAGCAGUAGCAGUAGAAGCAGUUACUGCAGCAGCAGUUGCUGCUGCAGCAGUAGCAGCAGCAGCAGUUGCUAUAAGUCCUGCGGAGGCAGCUGCUCAGCUUCCGCUGCAGCAAGAGCUGCUGCAGCAGCUACAGCAGCAGCUACAGCAGCAGCUACAGCAGCAGCUGCAGCAGCAGCUGCAGCAGCAGCAGCAGCAAGCUGCUGCUGGGGCGUCGCGCUCUUAG
Eimeria tenella is the source of this 1578-nucleotide messenger RNA. RefSeq lists its product as uncharacterized. NCBI's taxonomy places the organism in Eukaryota, Apicomplexa, Conoidasida, Eucoccidiorida, Eimeriidae. The record is from RefSeq and is a predicted model, not a curated record. The coding region runs from base 1 to 1578 and encodes 525 amino acids. The transcript is spliced from 7 exons.